This is a messenger RNA of Drepanopeziza brunnea f. sp. 'multigermtubi' MB_m1, 3141 nucleotides long. RefSeq lists its product as uncharacterized. Gene Ontology annotation, cellular component: cytosol; nuclear envelope. Lineage: Eukaryota; Fungi; Ascomycota; Leotiomycetes; Helotiales; Drepanopezizaceae. The record is from RefSeq and is a predicted model, not a curated record. Gene Ontology annotation, molecular function: small GTPase binding. Gene Ontology annotation, biological process: protein import into nucleus.
AUGGCGUUUGCUAUCGAAGUGCCUGGAGAGGCCGCCCCUCUCUCCCCACAGCAGAUUUACUUGGCUCUGCAGUCUGCGGGCUCUUCGCAGCAACUUAGCAUUCAGACCGGUACACAGCAACUCCAGGCCUGGGAGACGCAGCCGGGCUACUAUCCUCUGCUCCAGGUUGUCUACCUCGACAAAUCGUUACCUACCGAGAUUCGGUACCUCGCGAUCAUCCAGCUGAAGAACGGCAUCGACAAGUACUGGCGGAAGACAGCGACGAACGCAAUUUCUGCAGACGAAAAGGAUCUGAUCCGCUCGAAUCUAAUCGCGGGAGGAAUCGGAGAGACCGAGAACAACUUAGCUCUUCAAAAUGCCCUGGUCGUGGCUAAGGUCGUUCGGAUCGACUACCCUAAUGACUGGCCCGAUGUCCCCACGAGCCUAAUCAAGAUUCUACGAGAUGCUAGCCAGACGAAUCAGCUGACUCUACGGAGAGGGCUGUUGAUAUUGCUGCAGGUGGUGAAGGAGCUGUCCACGGCGCGACUACGAAUUGCACAAACUCGGUUACAAUCAGUGACACCGGAGAUGGUCUUCUUGGUGAGCGAAAUUUAUAAACAAAAGGUUGACCUGUGGGUGGCAUCUCUGAAUGGUAGUGGAGAGGAUGAAGGCGGGGCUAUGGAUGCUAUGGAGAGCAGCUUGUACGCGAUCAAGAUCCUCCGGCGGCUGCUGAUUGCUGGAUAUGAAUACCCCAACCACUCGACCGAGGUGCAGCAACUAUGGGAGCAUUCUCAGAUGCAAUUUGGUCAAUUUCUCGACAUGAUCUCCCGGGAGCCACCACUUCUAGUAUCUCCUGCCAAGGAACUUGUGGAGAAGCAUUUGGUACAGUUCUCAAAGCUCCAUACACAAAUGUCUUUUCAACACCCGGCUGCGUUCGCCUUAUUACCGAACUCAAUUGAGUUGGUACGAUCUUACUGGGGUUUGGUAGCUAAAUUCGGAGAAUCUUACGGGUCAGAAACACAGGAUUUCAGCGCCAAAGCUUUGAGGAAAGACGAGCAAACAAAGGACCAGAGGCCGGUCAUCGAGAAGCUCUGUCUGAAAGGCCUUAAUAUCCUACGGGCAUGUUGCAAGAUGGUCUUCAGUCCUUCCUGGUCGUUUAAAUACCGGACCAACGAAAUCAAGCAAGAACAAAAUGAAGGCAUUGCGUUGAUAAAGUCUCGACUAUUGACCGAUGCACUGGUUACUGAGAUGGCAAGCGUCAUAGUCACGAAAUUCUUCGUCUUUCGUCAAGUCGACCUAGAGGCAUGGGAGGAAGACGAGGACGAGUGGGAGAUCAGAGAAGAAGGUGGUGGUGAUACGUGGGAAUUCGAGGUUCGGCCAUGCGCUGAGAAGCUGUUCAUGGACCUGGUCAUCAAUUACAAGCACCUCUUGGUCGAGCCCCUGCUUUCAUUCUUCCAGUCGGUUGCAGGUACAAGUCAGAGCUCUGUGGUUACAAAGGAUGCUGUCUACACCGCAAUGGGCCUUGCUGCCCCAGUCGUUCACCUAAGCUUCGACUUCGAUUCCUUCUUGACAUCGACUCUGGUCCAUGAUGUGCAACAAGCCGGAGCUGGGUACAAAGUAUUGCGCCGAAGAAUUGCCAUCCUUCUUGGGCAAUGGAUCACAGUCAAAGUAUCCGAGGCGAAUAGGCCACUUGUCUAUCAAAUCUUCCAGCAUCUACUAAAUACCGAUGAUAGGACAAAUGACCAUGUUGUCCGGAUUACAGCCGCGAAGCAAUUCAAGGCAAUCGUUGAUGACUUUAGCUUUGCGGCCGAGAGCUUCCUUCCGUAUGCUCCAGAUAUCUUGGGCAGAACGAUGGCGUUGAUUCAAGAGGUCGAGAACACUGAGACCAAGAUGGCGAUCCUUGACACGAUCAGAAUGAUCGCCGUACGAUUGGAAAGCCACAUUUCUCCAUUCGCAGACCAGAUUGUCUCCAUGCUUCCAGGUCUUUGGGAGGCGUCAGGCCAGGAACAUUUACUCAAGCAGGCUAUUCUGACCCUCAUGUCGACUCUCGUGACUGCUAUGAAGGAGGAGGCUCAAAGAUACCAUGCGAUGAUACUCCCCUUGAUUCAGCGAGCUGUCGAACCGGGCUCGGAGAUGCAGAUUUACCUAAUGGAAGAGGCUCUUGAACUGUGGAUUGUUGUCCUGGCCCAGGCGCCCUCUCCUGUGACUCCUGAGGUUUGGGCAUUGCUUGAUUCAGCAUUUCCACUCCUCGAAAUCGGCUCGGAUAAUCUGCGCAGUGUCCUCAAUAUCAUUGACGCGUAUAUCAUUCUCGCUCCAGAGGCGAUGUUGGGCGAUCAGGCAAGACUGCGGGUUCUAUCCCAUAUGAAAAAUCUCCUGGGCGUCAAAAAAAGAGAGCUAGCUGGCCUUGUCACCACCAUUGUGGAGAACAUGAUUCGAGCCGCCGAGAAAUUCGGAGGCGCUAAUGGAGUUGUCCAAAUCGCCAGAGAUCUCCACGAGUCUGGCUACAACGAGCAGCUCUUCGCAGGUCUCCGUGAUGCAUGGGAAGCACAUGAAACUACUGGACCUGGCCGAAAAUACCCCAAGCUAGACGAUGUCGUUGAGACCGACUACUUUACUAUCCUUGCGCGUCUUGCCAUGGCUGACCCUACUGUUCUUAUCACAAUCAUGAGUUCGGUUGGAAAUGCUAACGAAGUCUGGGAAUGGCUCAGCAAGGAAUGGUUUCGUCACUUCGACAGUAUGGCUAACGCCGACCGUCAAAAGCUUUCUUGCUUGGCACUUACCCGUCUGCUGGAGCUUCAACCCCCCGUGACGCCAAUCAUCCUCAUGCGCUUGCAGGACUACUUCGCUAUGUGGACAUCUGUCAUCUCUGAGAUGAUUGGAGGCCGGGACGACGGUGGAGACAACUUGAUUUGGUUGACAUCUGAAGGCAACGAGUACGAAGGACCAGAAGACGUGCGGAGACGGCUGCACAGUGCCGAGGACCCAGUGCACACCAUCAACACAUUCGCGUUCGUGAAAGAUAGGCUGAGCAGAGUCGUGGCUCUGAGUGGAGGGGAGGAAGCCUUUCAGAGGGAUUGGGUAGUCAACGUCGACAAGGAUGUACUGGCGGGAUUUCAAAAUCUGGAAACCGCAGAUACUAGCCAGGUAUUCUGGAAUGCUUAG